AUGCAAUCCUCCUCACCAGAGGCCUACGAGGCCACCCACGUCCACUCCGUCUACAACGCCAUCGCGCCUCACUUCUCCUCAACCCGCCACAAGCCCUGGCCCCUCAUCUCCUCCUUCCUCACCUCCCUCCCCGCCGGCUCCGUUGGCCUCGACGUCGGCUGCGGCAACGGGAAAUAUCUCCCCGUCAACCCGACCCUGCACAUCUUCGGCUCCGACCGCAGCGACGCCCUCGUGCAUCUCGCCCGCACAGAGCGCAACGGCGAGGUCGUCGUCGCAGACGCCCUGAGCCUGCCCUAUCGCCAGCGGUCCGUCGACUUCGUCAUCUGCGUUGCCGUGAUUCACCAUCUGUCUACGAGGGAGAGACGCCAGGAGCUCAUUCGGGCGCUGUUGGAUUGUGUCCACAAGGGCGGAAGAGUGCUCGUGUACGCCUGGGCCUUGGAGCAGAGCUCGAGUCGCAGGGGUUGGGACGAAGGAUCGGAGCAGGAUACCCUGGUGCCGUGGGUGAUGCGCUCAAAGGGCAAGCCGGAUGAGACUUUCGAGCGGUACUAUCACCUGUAUCGCAAGGGGGAGCUGGAGGAGGAUGUGAUAGCGGCAGGGGGGCAAGUUUUAGAGAGCGGCUAUGAGAGGGACAAUUGGUGGGUGACAUGUAGCAACCAAGGCUGA
Messenger RNA from Trichoderma harzianum CBS 226.95, 663 nucleotides. RefSeq lists its product as hypothetical. The transcript has a single exon. Gene Ontology annotation, cellular component: nucleus; cytoplasm. The record is from RefSeq and is a predicted model, not a curated record. The coding region runs from base 1 to 663 and encodes 220 amino acids. Lineage: Eukaryota; Fungi; Ascomycota; Sordariomycetes; Hypocreales; Hypocreaceae. Gene Ontology annotation, biological process: tRNA wobble uridine modification. Gene Ontology annotation, molecular function: tRNA binding; S-adenosylmethionine-dependent methyltransferase activity.